AACGUCAGGACAAGGGUCAUUGAGUCAUUGACAAUUGAUCAAAACUCCACAAAGGCAAGGCUGGCAGAGCAGCUGAUUCAGGUCCAGCAGGACCCAGUAUAGUACCCAAGAGGAUCCAGUAGCAAUCAGAGGUGAGAAACUGCCUUGCAGCCUGUUUGGUCCCAGCACCCCGAUGGAUCCGUCAGAUGAUAUCAGGAAGUUGGAGGGCCACUUGGAGCUGAUCGAGAACAUCCUCGCCCAUGCAGGAGAUGAUGCUGACGGUGCCCAGAUGGUCAAUGAACAGUUCCAAGCCUGUAAUGAGCUGCGGCCGAAUCUGGAAACUGCAGCCGAGAUUGUUCUCGACCAGGAUGAUGGGGCUGCGCUUUUCAGCCAGAUCACCAAUGUGCUGGAAAGACUUGAGAACAUGGAGAGGGAAUGGAAGACGCGCAAGAACUCCCGGCCUCGCGUUCUGUCAGAGACUUCUGCAGCGCCCUCAGUGCCUCCACCACCCAUAGGGACCACUGGGACGCAAGGCAGUGGUGCAUCACAGCCUUUUCCAGCAGCAUCACCUGUGUCUAGCGAUCACAAGUCUGACAAAGAGAAAGACGGUGCAUCCGGUGCCUUUCCAUCCUUUCCAGCUUCGAGUUGGCCACAAGAAACAGCCGGUGGCGCUUCGAACUUCGCCGCCUUCGACUCCACGUGGGGCAACUGGGGCGAUGCUUCGGCUUCCGCGUGGCCGGCAGAAGCCACGGCCACGGGCAGCGCCAGCCUGGCACCGUUCCCCACCGCAGGCUUCGACGCGGGCGGCGGAUGGCCGGCGGAGGAGAGCGGCGCGGCUGCCGCAGCUGGUGGCACAGGUGGAGCGAUGGCAGCCGCGUCAGUUCCGCCAGGUCCAGGUCUGGCGACAAAUGCGACGCCGUCGCCCACAGCCUCCCCGGCGGUGAAAGCUCGACAACCACAACAGGUGGGACAGAUGGGACAACUUGGAGGACUCGGAGGACUCGGAUCUGGGUCCAUGCAGUCUUUGUCCUCAAACACCUCCACGUCCUUGCAACUUCACAUCAAGUGUUCUGGCUCUGACUUGGAAGAAGUUCAGCGAGAUCAAGAUCGCUUCAAGCAACGCUUCGUGCGAGCUGCUGCCAAAGCUGCAGGAGUGCCAGAAUACAGAAUCCGGGUCAAGAAUAUCACAAAUGUUUGAAUGCAAAUGUGGGUCUCAAAGGAGUGGUUUCGCCUAUAUCCUAUUGAACUUGUUGACGAAGGUUUGGAAGAUGUACUUUUGGAUCAUGAGUCAUGGCUUUCUAUGUUUCCCGGAUAUGCCAAAGCUUCUGCUAGUUGCUAACGCUCAACAUUUUUCAGGCGUCAUUUCCUGUCAAAACGCCUAAGCUGCUCCGGAAUACGUCCAAAGGUAUGUCUCACCCACCCGCAGCGUCUCUUGAAAUGGGAAAAGGAUGGAA
Cladocopium goreaui is the source of this 1433-nucleotide messenger RNA. NCBI's taxonomy places the organism in Eukaryota, Dinophyceae, Suessiales, Symbiodiniaceae. The record is from the annotation of a GenBank genome assembly.